AUGUCGAAGUCAUCCGAGGAGAGCGAGGCCGAAGUGCGGUCGUGGGGCUUUGCCCACGUCUUUACUUGGACGGAUGGACCAAACUCCUACUACCGGCCGCACAAGCACGCCGGCCCCACCACACAUCUCAUCCUACGCGGCCAGUUGACAAUUGCCUAUCCAGACGCCCCUGGUGCCGCAGCAAAGACCACUCUUGGAGUCGGUGAUCGAUGGGAUGUGCCUGCGGGCAGGAGCCACGAAGUCUGGGUUGGGCCGGAAGGCUGCACAUAUGUCAUUGGCGAAUAG
Messenger RNA from Sporothrix brasiliensis 5110, 285 nucleotides. RefSeq lists its product as uncharacterized. Bases 1 to 285 code for a protein of 94 amino acids. The transcript has 2 exons. The record is from RefSeq and is a predicted model, not a curated record. NCBI's taxonomy places the organism in Eukaryota, Fungi, Ascomycota, Sordariomycetes, Ophiostomatales, Ophiostomataceae.